UUUGCGUGUGCAGGACCCGCAAGGACUUCAAGUAUAAUGUCCUGCCGUCAAUUAUACAGUUAGAAAUGCCCCGAAACGGCCGAUGUAAAUAGGGCCACUUGUCCUUCAUGUCGCUCUCAGCGUUGCUGUGGGAAGCGCCGAUGAAACCGAUUGCUUUGUCACAUGUGGGUCUGUAAUCUGGAACCGUUUGGCUUUUGUUUCGUAAGUAGGGAAUGAACGACGAGAAAACAUUGGGCAGCUGCAAGAGAAACUCUGGGUGCUCCAGUAUUGAGCAAAUGCUGGCUGUGAACCCUGGGAAGACGCCCAUCAGUUUGCUGCAGGAGUAUGGAACGCGGAUAGGCAAGACCCCCGUGUAUGACCUGCUGAAGGCGGAGGGUCAGGCCCACCAGCCCAACUUCACUUUCCGCGUGUCUGUGGGCGAGAUCAGCUGCACCGGCCAGGGGCCCAGCAAGAAGGCUGCUAAGCACAAGGCCGCGGAGGCUGCCCUCAAGAUGCUUAAAGGAGGGAUGGAUGGGAUCGGUGCAGAGCUUUGCAGUCCUGAAGCGAGCGGCGUUUGCAUUGGGGCAGGAGACGACGAUGAUGUAAUUGGGGUGAAGGCACCCAUGGAUGGAGUACACUCUCAGCCAGACUUGAAAAUGUCCAGCUCCACACCGCAGGCAGAAUGCAAUCCAGUAGGUGCCCUACAGGAGCUGGUGGUGCAGAAGGGUUGGCGAUUGCCGGAGUACACCGUGACCCAGGAGUCAGGCCCGGCUCACCGUAAGGAGUUCACCAUGACGUGCCGAGUGGAGAGAUUCGUUGAGAUCGGAAGCGGCACAUCCAAGAAGCUGGCCAAGCGCAAUGCGGCAGCGAAGAUGCUCUCCCGCAUCCACGACGUGCCCAUGGAGCUGCGGAGCAACCAAGAGGCCGAGGCUGAGGAUGACACAUUCAGUAUGCACAUGAGCGGCCGACUCGAUGGAGGCAAAGGCAAAAAUUUUGGCUGCACAUGGGACUCGCUGAGGAACUCGGCGGGGGAGAAGAUCCUGCAGCUGCGCAGCCAGCCUCUGGGGGAACCCGACUCUAACUUCUGCGCCCUGCUGCAGGACCUGUCCGAAGAGCAGCGCUUCGACGUCAGCUACCUGGACCUGGAAGAACGCAGUCUGAGCGGCAUGUCCCAGUGCCUGGUGGAGCUGUCUACCCAACCCGUCACAGUGUGCCAUGGAUUCGCGCCCAGCCUGGAUGCCGCCCGUGCCAGUGCCGCCCGCAAUGCGCUGCAGUACCUCAAGAUCAUGGCUGGCACCAAGUGACCGUCCAGCAGCCCCUCCCACCCAAGCACCGCCCUCUGUGACCUAGACGUCUGUGCCAUCCUUCCAUCCAUCGUUCCAGCCUGCCCGGGCUGGGUUGCCAUGGCGGAUGUGAGUCCCCCACCUCCCCUCCACCCUGGGUCUGCGUCUUAGGGACUCUGAAGAGAAGGAUUUAGGUGGCAGUCAAAAAAUUAGUGGGUAACUGAAGGUGGAAAUCAAGCUUGAAUUCUUGAUCCCCACCAAAGCGACUCCCUUUAACGUCUUCGUUGUGUCUGAGCUGCGGAUUUCAAACUUCUGUUUCCAUAGAUAACGGUGAGGGAUUCAGGGGCGUCUUGGAGUCACGAACUGCUAAAGAUGUACGUGCUUCCCCAAUUAAGAAUGUUUCUGUCCGUUUUCCGCAUUGGGCAUCUUAGGUCAGUUCAUGUAUUUUUUUUUUUUUUAACUUUUCAUGGAAACGAUAUUGAUGUUUUUUUGUCAUUUUUAUUCUUCCAGCAAAACUAUUUUAAAUGUCAAAACUCAAACGGGAGGUUUCAAAGAUUAUUGUAGGUAGUCUGGGAUUUAAGACGCGACGCAUUGUUGCAUUUUGGCCCCCUGUGCGAUGGAGGUGUUUUACGUGGUCGUCACUCCUCAGCGGAAAUGGGUGAGCAGGUGAGCACUUGAACUUAUUAGAUAAGAGAUGCGUCCGCCCACCAUUUUUAAGGUUUAACCUACAGUUUAGCAGGAAAAUCAAUAAAUGGCAAAGUUUUAUUUAUACCUCAUUAAUUUAACACUCUUGAAAUUCUGUUUUUAAAUGAUUUUCAAAUAAACUUAUUUUGAGUCUGGCAUAA
This is a messenger RNA of Brienomyrus brachyistius, 2107 nucleotides long. RefSeq names its product TAR (HIV) RNA binding protein 2 (gene tarbp2). Gene Ontology annotation, biological process: regulation of viral transcription; regulation of miRNA processing; regulation of siRNA processing. Gene Ontology annotation, cellular component: RISC-loading complex. The record is from RefSeq and is a predicted model, not a curated record. Gene Ontology annotation, molecular function: pre-miRNA binding; siRNA binding; double-stranded RNA binding. The transcript has 7 exons. NCBI's taxonomy places the organism in Eukaryota, Metazoa, Chordata, Actinopteri, Osteoglossiformes, Mormyridae. The coding region runs from base 213 to 1283 and encodes 356 amino acids.